This is a messenger RNA of Fusarium vanettenii 77-13-4, 1539 nucleotides long. RefSeq lists its product as uncharacterized. The record is from RefSeq and is a predicted model, not a curated record. NCBI's taxonomy places the organism in Eukaryota, Fungi, Ascomycota, Sordariomycetes, Hypocreales, Nectriaceae. The transcript is spliced from 2 exons. The coding region runs from base 1 to 1539 and encodes 512 amino acids.
AUGUCGAGCCAUCCAUGGGAUUGCCAGCAGUGGGAGUUAAAUCCCGCGACAGCGCUCCUAGAGCGGGAUUUACAACUGCAACUUGACCACCACGACUCCUCAAUCGCAUUGGAGACCUCAGCUGCUGCCGGAUGUAGUCUCUGUAUCAACCUAAGAGCUCGCGUCCUCCACUGGCUAUCAGAUCGAGAUGAACUACCAAGUGGCCAGUGCAAGCUCUGGUUCCAUCGGGGUGUCGACAUUCACUUCCAGAUCGGCGACAACUAUCGUCAUGAUGUUUUUGAAGCCUUGGGGAGGUCCAAAUCAGCUACAUGGCUUCCUGAGUGGGACGAUACGCCCGGCCCCGCGCCGUCGCCAAAAUCGUUUUUGCCAGAAACGGCAGGCGAUGACCUAAAAGCCCUCAUGGGAGACUCUAUAAAGCCAUGGUUUAAUGACUGUGUCAAUGGCAAUCGACUUCACCGCAAGUGCAGGUACAAGUUCAAGAUGGACGAAAUAGGCGCCAUGCCGAAACGCCUAAUCGACGUCGGGGACGGCCAAGACCCCAAGGCGAAGCUCAUCAUAUCGGAAGAUGAAUUUGGUCAAGCUCUUCCCGAAAAUGAGCAGGUCAGAUAUCUGAUUCUUAGCUAUUGCUGGGGCAGUGGCAACGACCCGGCAAAGACAACCCGGGCCAAUCUAGCCAGUCGUCUGAAGCGCAUUGACGAGUCAGUGUUGCCAAAGACUAUCCAAGACACUAUCAAGAUCACCCGACUUCUUGGAUUUCGAUAUCUUUGGGUUGAUGCACUUUGUAUCAUUCAGUGUCAUCACGGUGACAACUACCAAGACGACUUCAAAGCCGAAGCACCCAAGAUGGGAGCCUACUACACCAACGCCGUAUGCCUCAUCUCAGCACUCGGUGCCCCGGAUAGCAGCACGGGACUGUUUGUUCCACGGCCAGCACAUCGGUACCCAACCUCCAGCUGCGUCAUCGGCUAUGACACACGUACCAACGAGUACAUCCACCUCCCACCAUCAAAGCGAACUCUCGCAGACGAAUUCGAUGCGUCGCCACUUCUCAAGAGAGGAUGGUGUUUCCAGGAGCGUCUUUUAGCCCGCCGAAUCAUCUACUGGUCUAGAAACGGCGUGUUCUGGAAGUGCAUCGGCGACAACGCAACCAGAUCAGAAUUUUCCACUCGUUGUGACGAAUUCGCAGCUGAUCCCAGAAUCUCCAACUCGUGCGUAUUCCAUGGCGUCCAAGGCCCUGGAGUGGGUUGGGGACUACCGUGGGAGCCGUGGAUGGAUUACAUCCAUGAGUACAGCGCCAAAGCCUUUUCAUUCGCCAAAGAUCGGCUCGUCGCGGUCCAUGGUCUUGGAAGUCGACUUGCGGCCAUACAUGGGGUCGAGUACUUUGCUGGCGUGUUCAGUAGCCACAUCUCGUGGGGAAUCAUGUGGGAAGCUGAUCCCGAGAACGACGCCCGGGAGAAGUUGGAUUACUUCCCUAGUUGGUCUUGGGCAUCCUGCCAAUCUGAUCUGGGCGUCAUCAUCACUGAUACCACCAAGCCAUGA